UGUGUGUAAAAAAAAGAAAAGCCCUGCAAUUAUUUACAGCGUAUUUUAAAAUUCUCCUUUCGAGUUCUUUUCAUUUUUUUCGCACCGAAAUGGAAGGGAACGUUUACGGAGCGGCCAAAGCGGGCGGUGCCUUCGACUUAGUGAACUUUCUGAAACAGCCGCAGACCAUCGCCAGGUUCCUGAGUUGGGUCUUUGCAAUAGUUGUCUUCGGCUGCAUCGUGAGCGAGGGCUAUGAAAACACCCACACAUCUGGAGAGUUGAAAUGCAUCUUCAAUGGAAACACCAACGCCUGCCACUACGGUGUGGGGAUCGGAGUGACUGCAUUCCUCAUCAGCACCGUCUUCUUUGGGCUGGAUGGCUACUUCCCCCAGAUCAGCAACAUCACUCAACGCAAACACAUCGUGAUUGUUGACCUGGUGGUUUCAGCUUCCUGGACCUUUCUGUGGUUUGUCGGCUUCUGCUACCUGACCAAUCAGUGGGGGUCCACUCCCCUCAAGGAGUACGGGGUGGACGCCAGCCGAGCCAACAGCGCCCGGGCUGCCAUCGCCUUCUGCUUCUUCUCGAUUUUCAGCUGGGGCUUCCAGACGUGCUUCGCCCUGAAGCGAUAUCGCAUGGGGGUGGAGGACUUUUCCGACAAGUACACGGACCCCACCCACGACACCGCCGGGCCGUACUCUGCUUACCCGAGCAAUGCCGACGACAACUACCAGCAGCCGCCGUUCACUGCUGCCCCGGAACAGGGCGCGGACGAGUACGUGCCUCCCGUGUACUAGAGGGGCGAAGCGGACCCGGAGCCCUGCCCGAGCAUCUGAGACAGCUUGCCAACGUAACGCAACGACGGCGCUCCGUGGCCUUUCCUUGUAAUAUCUUUAUGUGGCUUUCGCCCCUUUUUCCCCCCCUUCCCUUUUUUUUGUCCCACCCCUCUUUUUUUUUGCUGGGCCUGCAGUGAGUGUCAUGACCCGCUUCCCAGUGUCGCUGCUUCAAUGUGAGUAAGUGUGAGUGAGUGAGUGUUGCUGAAUAACUCUACUCCCCCCCACCCUCUCCCUCCCUCCCUGGCAGAGGGAUGCACCCAACCCUUACCUUACCUCACACACACCCCAUUCCCACCCCCCACCCCAUCACCCCACCGAGGAAUCGGGCACGCACUCACUGAUUGCACUCUCAACCCAGCCCUCUCCCCAUCAUAGAACGUACUAAUUCCCCUCUUCCCCUCCCUACCUCGGCCCGCAACCUCUUCUCAUUCAUUCA
Messenger RNA from Callorhinchus milii (elephant shark), 1248 nucleotides. It is a transcript of the gene syngr2b, whose product is annotated as synaptogyrin 2b. Lineage: Eukaryota; Metazoa; Chordata; Chondrichthyes; Chimaeriformes; Callorhinchidae. The record is from RefSeq and is a predicted model, not a curated record. The transcript is spliced from 4 exons. Gene Ontology annotation, cellular component: neuromuscular junction; synaptic vesicle membrane. The coding region runs from base 90 to 773 and encodes 227 amino acids.